Sycon ciliatum is the source of this 2119-nucleotide messenger RNA. RefSeq names its product neuron-specific calcium-binding protein hippocalcin-like. The transcript has a single exon. Gene Ontology annotation, molecular function: calcium ion binding. The coding region runs from base 556 to 1173 and encodes 205 amino acids. NCBI's taxonomy places the organism in Eukaryota, Metazoa, Porifera, Calcarea, Leucosolenida, Sycettidae. The record is from RefSeq and is a predicted model, not a curated record.
ACACAACAGUAGCUAGCGCGACAUGCUGCUGACAGCAGAUUGAUAAAGAUGCGCUUGUACAAUAAUUGUGUGAGUUCCGUAGCGAGGCAUGCAGUGUCGGCUUACUUGUUGUGUUACCCAAGGCAAGCGCUUGUGACAUCUUUCCUGUUUUGAGCUCUUUUUCGCCCAGCAAAUAGCAUAGCUGUGCUACUCAGCUCUGGCCCGAUCGGCAAAGAGAAGCUAGCAGCGGUGCUGUACUGUGUGACUCAGUCCGGCGCUCACAAAAUAUUACAUCGUGUUUCUGCGUGGACUUCAAGUUCUACGCUAGUAGUAGUUACGAGCUCUGGAAUAAAGCUGCCAGUGCCAGCCUGUAUUGAUACUUUGACUUAUUGAGAGUCCGAGCUAGUCCGUCCAUUGGUACUGGCUUCCUGCCUGGCUGGUACGAGUGUCACAGUGAACAAGCGGACCGGUUCAGCACUUGUUUUGCUGGCGUAGAUUAUUGCCAUAUUGGUCACACAGCUACAAAAAAGACCCAGUGAUUGUCAGCGUGCUCGGAUAUACCGGUACUACACAGCAAUGGGGAAAGCGUCCAGUAAGUUGAGUGAAGAGGACAUCAGGGAGCUGCGAGAGAAGACGCAGUUUAGCGAGCGUGAGCUGAUCGAGUGGCACAAGGGCUUCAUGCAGGACUGUGGCGAAAGUGGUGAGCUGAGACUGGAUGAGUUCAAGAGGAUCUAUGCUAGCUUCUUUCCAGCUGGUGAUGCCACCGCAUUUGCUGAGCACGUGUUCCGAACGUUCGAUCAUGACGAGGAUGGUAUCAUUGGCUUCAAGGAGUUCAUCAUCGGCCUGUCGGUUACAUCGCGGGGCCACUUGGAAGAGAAACUGAAAUGGGCUUUCAAGCUGUAUGAUUUGAACGACUCCGGUGACAUCACACGAGACGAGCUGCUCAGUGUUGUGCAGUCUAUCUAUGCCAUGGUGGGCAGACAGAUCAAUCUGGGAGGAGAUGAUAGCACACCUCAGCGGCGUGCCGAGAGGAUAUUCGAGCAGAUGGAUGCCAACCAGGACGGUCGGCUAUCGCUGGCAGAGUUCAUCGAGGCGGCGCGCAGCGAUCCUUCAAUCGUGCGCCUCUUGCAGACCGAUGCGUCUGGUACUCAGCAUGCAAUGCCUGGCGGCGGUGCUGCAGCAGGUGGAAACUAAGAUACAGUUCGUCGACUUGGCAAUGCACGGAAGUGGUGUGGAGUCAUGUGGGCGCAUGACGGCUAGGUGUGUGUACUUGGCUCAGCCUCCAAUGAUUGUCAGCGGUUGCGGGGUUCUGAACGGCUGUUGUCCAGCGGCCAGCUAGAUACAUGUACACUGCAACAGGUCAGAUGCCGUUGGCAAAACCGUACUGUGUCCGGAAAUUCUCACGCAUGACUGCUUUUCAUCUUUGUUGGAAGCCAUGCCAUAGACAGCGCUAUUGGUGAUGCCUUUUGUUAUACUGGUCUUCGGACAUCAUAGUACUGGGUAUCGCUGGGAACGUACGGCGUGUACAGGUAUUACACGGACACGAUUGUGGAUGGCUAGAGUACUACUAGCUUCUGGUGUUUUACUACAAACGUUUUACUAUAAUUAUUAUCAAGUAGUUUUAACUGGUGCUACUUGUUUCUCGUCAGCAUCAGCUGAGUUUUGAGUGACAUUGGUUGCAGUUUUAGAAGAUCGCUGAUUGUAGUCAUAGUUUGUCUAGCCCGGCUUGAUUCGGUGAGUUUCCUGAGCUAAGCUUCCAAGCCGACCCGCCAGGUUUGCUUUUUAUUCCCGAUUAUGUUGAUGGGUAGGUUUCUAUCUUUCCGAUUUGAUUUUUCGUCGAACUUAUGAAUUUCAUAUUUUGGAGUUUCAACUACCGGCUUUUAUUUGCGGUUUACUAGUAAUACAUGUACAUUUUGCUUUUUUAAACUACGGUCGAUAAAGUAUCUGUCCGCAAAUAUUAACUAUUGUCAAAUAGAGAAUUUGUCAAUCUGAUGUCUUUGAAACAUCCCUAUUCUUCUGAUAAAGAACAUAAUGCUUACUGCAGCUACAGUCACUAGCCCGGUGACAGCAAUUUUUUAGUAUGAUUGAUCGUACUCAGUCUGUGAUUGCUUGGAAAGAUGAUUAUUACUGUCACUCUAAA